AUGUCCGAAAACCCAAACGACAAAAUCAAUUUCUACGGGCGCCAAGUGACCCGGGCCCAGUUGGAGCCGUUUCUUGAGUUCUACAAAGCAGACCAUCAAUUGACCAUGCAAGACAGGCAAAUCAUGGCGUCUGAUCUUGAGAAAGUGAGAAACACCUCUGUCAUCUGGGGUAUGUUGGACGCUUCGAUUGCAUUCUUCGCUCCCACCAUGUAUCGGCGAUACACAACCUCUAAAACAUCUGUGCAAGGCGAGACAUGGCGCAAAAUGCCCGUGAGGAAAAUCAUCCACCGCCCAUUUCUCUCCGUGGCAAUUGGAACUGCUGUCUACUUCGGAUCGAUCUUCUACCAUGCUAAAACACAAAUUGAUUCUCAGGUGGACAAGCUCCGCGUUGCUGCGGCGUCUUCAUCUGGAUCCGAAACUGAAUCUGCUAGUCUGAAACGCAUGCUUGACGUCUGGCAGCAUAUGCUGCCUUCACAAAUCACCUUCUACUACUUGUACUACUGGAAGUCGAGCAAAGAUCCCUCGUCCAUCUUGAAAGACCCAUCAACCAUGACUCAGGAUGCACAUGAAGUACAUUACAUUCCGCCUCCACACGAGAAGAGGGGUUUUGGAGGAUUUGUGGCAGAGCCAGAGGAGAAGCACCUUCCACAUUGGGAGAAAAUCAGAAAGGAGAACGGGUUUGUUGAGCCUACAGUUUCUGACGAGAAGCUUGACGAUGCUACAAGUGAAAAGAGAAACUCGUGGGAAAAGAUCAGAAAAGGGAACUGA
This is a messenger RNA of Clavispora lusitaniae ATCC 42720, 768 nucleotides long. RefSeq names its product PUP1 family protein. The record is from RefSeq and is a predicted model, not a curated record. Lineage: Eukaryota; Fungi; Ascomycota; Pichiomycetes; Serinales; Metschnikowiaceae.